CGGCGCUCCGGCUUGGCUGGACGAGGUCCUGAGCCCUCAUUCGCGCCCGACGAGGCUCCGGAGCGGAUGGCGCUGCUGCCGCGCUGCUGAGGCAAAGGACGAGCCCGCCCGCCCGCCGGCCGCGCAAUGGUGACCAUGGUGCCCGGGCUGCUGCCUCUGCCCCGCCUAUGGGCCUGAUCGGCCGCCGCCUGCUCUUCCUCCCCGAUGCCCCCAGCGCCCUCGCCUCGCCACCGGGGCGACGGAGGCUCCUCUGGCCGCCGCUGCUGCUCUUCGCCAUGCUCGCCCUCUGGCUCUGCAUGGUCUACUCCUGCGCCGCCGCCACCACGGGCUCCUGCGCCCCCGCCGCCUCUUCCUCCGCCGCCUCGUCGCCGCACCCCAAGCUGCUCCUGCUCCGGACCAAGAACCCGCCGCCGCCGCCGCUGAGCCCCGGCGACGAGGAGGACGAGGAGGGCGGCGAGGAGGAGGAGGGCAUCCUGGACGGCGCCGGUCCCGGGCCCUCCUCCUCCGCCCUCUCCAGCUUCCUCAACGGCUCCGGGACUAAGCGGCUGCCGCAGGCCGUGAUCAUCGGGGUGAAGAAAGGCGGGACGCGGGCGCUGCUCGAGUUCCUCCGGGUCCACCCCGACGUGCGCGCCGUGGGCGCCGAGCCCCACUUCUUCGACCGCAACUACGAGCGCGGACUCGCCUGGUACAGGGAGCUGAUGCCACGAACUCUUGAUGGGCAGAUCACCAUGGAGAAAACACCCAGCUAUUUUGUCACAAAGGAAGCACCCGCUCGCAUCUCUGCCAUGUCCAAGGACACCAAGCUCAUUGUGGUGGUGAGAGAUCCCGUUACCAGAGCCAUUUCUGACUACACGCAGACACUGUCCAAGAAACCCGACAUCCCCACCUUUGAGAGCCUGACCUUCAAAAACAGGACUACAGGCCUUAUUGAUACCUCCUGGAGUGCCAUCCAAAUUGGCAUUUAUGCCAAGCACCUGGAAAAUUGGCUCCUAUAUUUCCCCAUUGGGCAAAUCCUUUUUGUCAGUGGGGAGAGACUGAUCAGUGACCCAGCUGGUGAGUUGGGUCGCGUCCAAGACUUCCUGGGUCUCAAGAGGAUCAUCACGGACAAACACUUCUACUUCAACAAGACCAAGGGUUUCCCUUGCUUGAAGAAAGCUGAAGGCAGCAGCAAGCCCCACUGCCUGGGCAAAACGAAAGGGCGGACCCACCCCAGCAUCGACCAGAAGGUGGUCCAGCGGCUGAGGGAGUUCUAUAGGCCCUUCAACAUGAAGUUCUACCAGAUGACGGGACAUGACUUUGGCUGGGAUUGAUUGCUAAUGCAGAAGCAUGUGUCAGAGUUAAUCCCACCACCCAGCUUGCUUCUCCCUAUAUCUGUAGAUAGGUCUAUAUGUAAAAUGUACAGAAAUCUAUUUUAUAAUAAUUUAUUUUUAAUUCAUAAGCAAUUAAUUCACUAAGCUGCCUAACCACACUAUAGUCCAUAGCUGUGUUUUGUUUUGUUUUUAACAUUCCACAGUGUUAUUCUAUAUUCUAGCUCCUUUGGUUGCCUGGUUUGUUUUGUAGUGGAAAGUGCUUCCCAGGAGACAUUUUGGAUCGUAAAAGGGGAGAAAAGCAGAUGGAUGAGGGAGAAUUGAGAAAAGCACAAUCUUUUUUUCCUUUCUGAUACGGGUACUAGGCAUGUAUAAUAGUUUUGUGCAAGGCCCUUCAAGCCGCAUCUCCUGUCUCUUUGUAGAUCAAGCCAUUUGUAAUUCAAUUUUUGUUGAUUAUGAAUCACAGAUUUUGCAAAUGGUUUUAUGAAUUCAGGCCUGGAGCCUGCCUUUUAGGCCAUAAUAUAAAAUUUGCUACUCUCCAGCCAUAUUGCUGCUAUUUGUUUCCAGGUCCAUUGGCUUUGGUGUAUAUAGAGGUCUCCCUUGUUCCUUAUAGAGCGGGUGUAGGUCACAGAUGUUCUUGGAUCGCAGCUCCCAUCAGCUACAGCUAGCACAGUCAAUGGUAAGACAAAGUUUGGAAGGAAUAAAUUACAACUGCCAUGGUUAUUGGUAAUAGGUUCCUUUGGGUGCAUGUGUGUUGGUUUAACAAGGGCCUAAGGCAAUUAUAUUUUUAAAAUAACAUAAAAAGUGGGAAGAAAGUUGCUUUCCUGGUUCAAUGAGUAGCAUUUUUUACUAUAAGAUAUGUCUUUUUAAUGAGAGGAGACAUGAUAGCCAUGUAUAAAUAUGUGAGGGGAAGUCAUAGGGAGGAAGGAGCAGGCUUGUUUUCUGCUGCCCUGCAGACUAGGACACGAAACAAUGGCUUCAAACUGCAGGAAAGAAAGGAGAUUCCACCUGAACAUUAGGAAGAACUUCCUCACUGUGAGAGCUGUUCAGCAGUGGAACUCUCUGCCCCGGAGGGUGGUGGAGGCUCCUUCUCUGGAGGCUUUUAAGCAGAGGCUGGAUGGCCAUCUGUCAGGGGUGCUUUGAAUGUCAUCUUCCUGCUUCUGGAAAGGAGUUGGACCGUAAUGGCCUGUGACGUCUCUUCCAACUCUAUGAUUCUAUUAUGCUAUGAUUCUAUAACACUUUAGAGACAUUUUGACAUGAUAAUCACCUGAUUUCUUAAAAAGGAACAGGGAUUUAAAAAAUGACAAGAGGUACAACAAGCAACAUACUAUGUUCUUUCUUAUCUAUUACAACAGGUAGAAUUCAUGUAUAGUAUUUAUUAUGGCCAAAAACCUGUCCAUAAAAAAAACAGAAGUUGCAAGCAAAAAAAAAAGGGGGGGGGGGAAGAGGGGGGGAAAGUAUACCGUGUCAUAUAAAACUUAGGUAAUGUAAUAAUAAUAAUAACUUUAUUUUUGUAUACCGCCUCUAUCUCCCCCAACGGGGACUCGGAGCGGCUCACAUGGGAACCAGGCCCAAUGAAUACAUUUAACAUCAUAGAGUCAUCAAUUAUACAGCAACAUCAUAAUAAAAACAAUUUAAACAGGUCAUGAUUAAAAAAAUAAUUAAAACACAAAAUAAUUAACAGUCAACAGAAAUACUUCAGAAAAUAUCAACAUUUAAUUAUUUUAAGCAGUCUUAGUAACAAAUAAUUCUGGAAAGUAACUUUCCGAGCUGUAGGUGAGAAAAAAAAAGGGAUUUGGUGUCCAAGAACUUCUGGAAACCUAUACCUUAUCCAAUCUUGUUCUAGCUACUAGCUAGAAUUAGAUGAUUUGGAUGUCUAUAGUAUCCCUUCUCUUUUUAAAGCAGAUUCCCUGGGCUGAGAACUAUGCAUGUUUUGUCCAGUUUUAACUCUUUCAUAUUGAAAAAAGGGAAAUGACUAACUGGAACAAAUCAAAUUGCGCAUAUUUUUUCCAGGGUUUUUUUUGGAGCUAGAGUCUCAAGCGAUGUUGUCCGAACCUGCAGAAUAUAUCCCUCUGUUGCCUCUAAUUUCAGCAAACACUAAUGUUAUUAGAUGAGAAAAGCCAGUGUACAUGGCACAUUUUUGCAGUUUGGUUUGAUAGUGCCUCUUUCACACAUAUAGUUCCCAACAAAUAAUUUUGAACUAAAGUCCAAAGCAAAGCACUGCAAAUUAAUCCUUGGAGCUGAGCUGAAAAGUUUUUCUUUGGCAAAGUAUAUAGAAUCAUAUAUGCAAGUGUCCAUGUGAAACCUAUUAGGAAGGGCAGUAGAAAUGAAGUUGUGCCACCUAUCUGAAUCUCACCAAAGAAUUUCACAACCUGCAAUGGGGGAUUACUGCCAGUGCAGCCAUUUCAUAACAGACUGGGAUGGUUGAUUGUGUCUGGUUAAUGCUGGGUGAAUUGAAGCAGAUCUGCGUCUCAUCAUUUUGUAGUGAAACAUCACAGGCAAGUCCAAGGACAUGCCCUAGAGAGUCAUGGCAAAUUCUUAGAAAACAGAAUUCCUAGCAAACAGGCAUGAAUUGAACAACCUGACUGGAGCCUAGAAAAUUAUUUAACAAUAAUCAGAUGCUGAAAGCUAUUAUAAUUCAGUAGUUGUUGGAUGAAGGUCUAAAUCCAAGAAAAAACCCCCCACCAUUCUACAACAGCUCACUUCUUUAAGUUUCCUGUUGUAUCUCUUCUUCAAAAUAAUUUUCUGUGCUCUGUCUGGGCAAAAUGGCAAAUUUGUCCAGAGAGAUAGUUUCCCCUAGUGACUCAGGGCCUAUACUGACUAGAAACCAGGAAUUUGCCAGAAAUCACUCCUGGGUAUCCACAUGAUGUUUAGAAGCUUUGAGCAAAACGCCUUUGCAAAAAUUGGGGAAUGCUUUGGAGUUUCCCAAAAACUCCAGAGUAUCUCUACACUUAGAGCUUCUCAAAGAGCAUGCUGAGGGAUGAUCUAUAUGGUCACCUAUAUCAAGGGAAGCCAUUUGAGGAAUUGUGACUUAGAUCUUACAUAGACAAAAAAGAGUGCAUCAUGCUUCACCCAGGUCAAUCCAUAUCUUCUUUGGCAGUUGUCAAGCCGCAUGAGAAGCUGUUGCUGCUUACUGGUAGGGAGGGAAAGGAGGAAGAGGCAAGUCAGCCAAGGUACAUUUGCAUCUGAAGCAUGUCCUUCCUUUUCUUAUUUUUAGAGCCUAAUCUAGCUGCUCACGAAUGGCCACUCUACUCUUCUCUGAUAAGAGUAAGCAGCAGUCCUUUCCAGGGCUUGACAGCUAAGCCUUCAUCUAUAUGCACGUUGCAGAUGGGGAGCAAAGAUUGCCCACUUUUGUCUGCUUGGUAUUAAAAAUGCACCCUCCAGUUUGACUGUCUUUGGACCUAUGAUUACCCAAAGUAAGAAAUUAGGAAACAAGCAGUUUGAGCCAUACACUUUCCUACAGGCCAAUAUACAGCAUGUGACAUUGUUUCUCACCAUAUUCUCAGGCACCAUUUGGAUUCUACUUUACUUAUUCAAUGAACAUGUUCCUGUUUGGUGCCAUGCAAUGGUAUUUCCUUGAAAAAUCUGUUGGUUUGCUAUUUCUCAUUUGGUCUAUGUCUCCCCCUGCCACACCAUACAUUUCCUUUGGAAAGCCUUUCCCUUUGUUUUGCUUGUUGCACUUCAGAACUUUGUGCUUGGAUCUAUUUAUUUCUCCUCUGAGCAGAUGUGUAUCCAGAUGCCUUUCUCAACCGCACAGUUCACAUUUUCUUUAUAAAAUAGGCCCUGUAUCUACAAGGGCCUCUGAAUGGUUUUUGUGAAAUAAAAGUAAUAGUAUGCUAUUAACCCACUGUUAAAAUAUUUUAAGUAAACUGCUAAUCCUGCUUGAGUGGCCCAUACAAGGGAAACUUUAUGAAGCAAAUUAAUUUUUUAAAAAGCCUUACCUAAACAUUAUGAUAACCAGUAUGGCCACCAUACUGUACUGUACCGUAUGGCACUUGAACUGCUGACAUGAGCCUAAAGACAAUGUCAUCACCAUUUUUUUUCCAAGAACGUACACAAUCAAAACUCAUAGGUGUGGUUAGAACUUUUUUAUGUUGUAACAUUAAUUUAUGGCUGAGUUCCAUUCAGCAGUGCAGUAUGUUCAGGUAUUAGCAAUUUUUUUGUGUUUGUUGUAACAUGGUACAUCUUAGACUAGUAUACUUGUAAAGGAAAAAUGGCAAGCAAAAACUGUAAAUUGAUUAUUUUGUGGUAUGUACAACACAAAUUAAUUUUACACAGAGGUUUCUAGGAAAAUGGAAUUCUGAUUCAUACUAUUUCUUUGGAGAAAUAAAAUAUAUUUUACCAAA
Messenger RNA from Anolis carolinensis (green anole), 5653 nucleotides. RefSeq names its product heparan sulfate glucosamine 3-O-sulfotransferase 3B1. Gene Ontology annotation, molecular function: [heparan sulfate]-glucosamine 3-sulfotransferase activity. The record is from RefSeq and is a predicted model, not a curated record. The transcript has 2 exons. The coding region runs from base 168 to 1310 and encodes 380 amino acids. NCBI's taxonomy places the organism in Eukaryota, Metazoa, Chordata, Lepidosauria, Squamata, Anolidae.